Molecule: messenger RNA, 384 nt
Organism: Papaver somniferum (opium poppy)
Lineage: Eukaryota; Viridiplantae; Streptophyta; Magnoliopsida; Ranunculales; Papaveraceae
Exons: 1
Coding region: 1-384 (127 amino acids)
Source: RefSeq, a predicted model, not a curated record
AUGGUCAAGAGAAAUAAGAGUUCAUCUGUGAUCAUCACACUCCUAACCACACUGUUAAUACUGCUAGUACUGCAGCAAAUGCUCAUUGAUACCAGUAAUGCUGAAUUUAUAAAUAGUUCGAGAAAUAAUUGCAGUGAUUCUUCAUCUUCUAUAGGGGAGUGUAACGAAGAGGAGGAGAUGCUAAUGGAUUCAGAAGUAAGUAGAAGAUUUCUUGCUGAAGUUACUGGCAUUUCAUAUAAGGCUAUUCGGAAGGGGGAUGCACCGACUUGUGGCUCCGGCGAACAUACACCCUACAACGGAAAGUGCAGCACCCCUAUAGCAGCAAACAAGAGACAUAACCGUGGCUGCUCCCCAGUAUACCAGUGUAGAUCAGGAUCGCAAUAA